Molecule: messenger RNA, 264 nt
Organism: Ilex paraguariensis (yerba mate)
Lineage: Eukaryota; Viridiplantae; Streptophyta; Magnoliopsida; Aquifoliales; Aquifoliaceae
Source: the annotation of a GenBank genome assembly
AUGGCUUUGUUAAAGUGCAAGGCCGGCUCGCCAGCGGCAUGGCGGGAGGUGGUUUUGAAGGCGUCUAAGUUGAGGGCUGAAGUGGCGGUUAAGAUGGGAAUUGUUGACUCGGCACAUGAUAGCGCGGCGGAGACGGUGGUGGCAGCGGUGAAGUUGGGGGAGGAGCUGGUGUUGAGGAAGUGGGAUGGACACGUAGUACAGGUCCGAGCGAAACUACUGGAUAUUACCAAUCGCAAGUCACAUUUUUUAGAGUCUCUUGCAUAG